AUGUCUUCCGAAGAAACAUUACUUCCGAGAAACAUUACUCUUGUUUGGGCUGUGAAAAAGUCAGAUGAGCUUUCUCUUCUUUCCACAAUUAACACGAACUCACUUGUUCCUUUACCUUUUGAUGUGCUUCAUCUCGAGAUACUUAUUUAUGUCACUCGAGAACAAGAAUCUCCAAUGGAAAUCGGAGCAUUGUACGAGACUGUGAGAUCUGCCUCUUCUAUCUCUUCUUUCUCCAGUGGGAAUGCCAUAUCUGCUCUAGUUAGCACAGGGAAUAAAACAUGGUUUGGAGCUUAUGUGAUAUCCUCAACAGUUGGCUUGGUCCUGUUAACGACUUUACUAAAUGUCUUUUAUAUAACCCCAUUUAAUAUAACUAAUUGGUGGCAUCAAGGAUUGCUUCUUCUAGCCUGCAUGGUUGGCGGUGUUGUAAUCUUUGGUGGUGCUGUGGUUGCUUUAUGGCAUAUCUGGGAGAAGAGAAACUUAGUAAAGAUCAAUGGCGGACAGGGAAAUGAACACACAGUAAACGAGGAUUCAUUUUUGGCGAAAAUCUUGCCGCUCAACUACGGUUCAGUAUGGAUCAAGACCAGACUUUAA
Molecule: messenger RNA, 591 nt
Organism: Jatropha curcas
Lineage: Eukaryota; Viridiplantae; Streptophyta; Magnoliopsida; Malpighiales; Euphorbiaceae
Source: RefSeq, a predicted model, not a curated record